CACGUUGGUGACGGUUCCAAGUCCCUCUCUCUAUCUCUUUUGUUUCCAGCAGUAGCUGCAGUACGAGAAUCUUUCUUUAUUGAUAGCGCCGCAAUUCCUUUAUCUUUAGUAGAAGAACUGUCCCGUUUAUUCCAACUAGAUUGAACUGAAUAUGGCUGAGCCUGAGUCUGUGUCUCAAGACAGCAUUAAGUAUGUACUUGUGAGUGGAGGUGUCAUCAGCAGCAUUGGAAAGGGAAUAAUCACCAGCUCUCUUGGUACUCUGUUGAAAUCGGUCGGGCUAAGAGUGACGGCCAUUAAGAUUGAUCCUUAUCUUAACAUUGACGCUGGAACAUUUUCUCCUUAUGAACAUGGUGAAGUAUUUGUAUUGAAUGAUGGCGGUGAAGUGGAUCUUGAUCUCGGUAACUACGAGAGGUUUCUUGACAUUGCCCUCACGAAGGAUAACAAUAUAACGACUGGAAAGAUUUAUCAACAUGUUAUCAAUAAAGAAAGAAGAGGAGAUUACCUAGGGAAGACUGUUCAAGUUAUUCCUCACAUUACCGACACUAUUCAAGAGUGGGUGGAGCGUGUUGCUAGGAUACCGGUCGAAAGCAGUGGGGAAAUCCCUCAAGUCUGUGUCAUUGAACUUGGAGGGACCAUAGGAGACAUUGAAGGCAUGGCAUUCAUUGAUGCUUUCAGACAAUUUCAAUUUAAAGUCGGCCAUCAUAACUUCUGUAAUAUCCAUGUUAGCCUUGUGCCAGAGGUUGGUAGUUCUUCUGAGCAAAAGACCAAGCCAACACAAAAUAGUGUGAGACAGCUGCGUGGUCUUGGACUAACUCCUGAUCUAAUUGUGUGUAGGAGCAAACGUAAGGUUGACCAAUCUGUGAGGACAAAGAUAUCACAGUUCUGUCAUGUUCCACCUGAGCAGGUUCUUUCUGUCCACGACUGCCCGUCCAUUUAUCAAGUCCCUUUGCUACUGCACAAUCAAUCAAUCUUGAAUUUCCUUUCAAAGAGACUCAACCUCCCGUGCCUCACUCCUCCUCGCCCUCCCUCCUUCCUCAACCAGUGGAAGAACCUUGCCGAUCGCUACGAUAACAUACGAGACGACGUCAAGAUUGUCCUAGUGGGGAAAUACACUAAACUUGAGGACGCUUAUACUUCUGUCAUCAAAGCAUUAAAACACGCUGCUCUCUUUUGUAGACGGAAACUCAAUCUAGUGUGCGUGGAAGCAGAGUUACUUGAAGAGGAAACAAAGGAUACGAAUCCCACUUCCUACCACACAGCUUGGGGAAACCUCUGCUCUGCUAAUGGCAUAUUAGUUCCUGGUGGAUUUGGUGGCAGGGGCAUCGAAGGCAAGAUAGUAGCAGCUCGAUAUGCAAGAGAAAAGAACAUACCUUAUCUUGGGGUGUGUCUGGGCAUGCAGACUGCUGUCAUUGAGUUUGCUAGGAACAUAUUGGAUUGGAAAGAUGCUAAUUCAAAGGAGUUUAAUACUGCUACAACUCAUCCUGUUGUCAUAGAGAUGCCCGAACACCACCCAGGGGACAUGGGAGGGACCAUGAGACUCGGCCUGAGGGAGACCAGGUUCCGUUACAAAGACACUGUCAUUGGUAAAUUGUAUGGAAGCAAAAAAUCCAUAAAAGAGAGACACAGACAUCGUUACGAGGUCAAUCCGAAAUUAAUUGAUAGUUUUGAGUCUAAAGGCCUGAGGUUUGUGGGAGAGGACACAGAUGGACAGAGGAUGGAGAUCAUGGAAAUUACUGGUCAUCAGUACUUUGUUGGUGUUCAGUAUCAUCCGGAAUAUCUCACUCGUCCAUUAAAACCCUCACCUCCUUAUCUUGGACUUAUACUAGCAUCAUGUGGGAAGCUACAGAAUUACAUAGCUAGAGGUUGCAUACCCUCCCCACGCUGCAGCUAUGAAUAUUACUCUGAUGAUUCCGAUACUGAACUUAACGACGAGGUAACGCAGGCAUUUGGACGUACGGCCAGUAGCAACUCCAUCGGCCCGUUUGAAAAUUCACCAUUAUCCUGUUCACCUUCAAACAAUUGAAUGAUAAUUGGGACGAGCCUGAGCUAGCCCUGUUUGUAGGCGUACUUCAUCCCCUAUUUAUUUAUCUUAUUUAUUUGAUUUAGUAUGUUAGCACACUAGUAGUGUAUUGUUGACAUUCAUUUCUUUUAACUCUAAAAUUAAUUAUUAUUUUUUGUAUUAUAAUUUUAAAAGAUUUAAUUUAGAAUGAUUAUAAAAUUUUAACUUCAAAUUUCACAGCAGUUGUACUACAUUGUAACUACAAAUAAAGAGAAAAGAAAAUUGCAAUAAAAUGCCUUAGAACCUUCAGCAUCAGAUUUCUGCUCCUUUGUAUAUGUACCUCAACAUGAUAGUACUAGUAAAGCAUUUUUUAUUAAAAUAGAAAGAUUAACAUAGCACAAUGAAAUGUAUGAAUGAACUAUAACAAUAUCCUUGCAAGAGAGAGAGAGAGAGUAAAUAUUAAAUGAUUAAAAUACUAUUUUUAAAGA
Amphimedon queenslandica is the source of this 2487-nucleotide messenger RNA. RefSeq names its product CTP synthase 2-like. The record is from RefSeq and is a predicted model, not a curated record. Bases 152 to 2023 code for a protein of 623 amino acids. Gene Ontology annotation, molecular function: CTP synthase activity; identical protein binding. The transcript is spliced from 16 exons. Gene Ontology annotation, biological process: CTP biosynthetic process; pyrimidine nucleobase biosynthetic process. Gene Ontology annotation, cellular component: cytoplasm; cytoophidium. Lineage: Eukaryota; Metazoa; Porifera; Demospongiae; Haplosclerida; Niphatidae.